Pundamilia nyererei is the source of this 667-nucleotide messenger RNA. Its product is annotated as protein phosphatase 1 regulatory inhibitor subunit 16B-like. The transcript has 4 exons. Gene Ontology annotation, molecular function: protein binding; enzyme inhibitor activity; myosin phosphatase regulator activity. Gene Ontology annotation, cellular component: cytoplasm. Gene Ontology annotation, biological process: regulation of sprouting angiogenesis; establishment of endothelial barrier. The record is from RefSeq and is a predicted model, not a curated record. NCBI's taxonomy places the organism in Eukaryota, Metazoa, Chordata, Actinopteri, Cichliformes, Cichlidae. The coding region runs from base 290 to 667 and encodes 125 amino acids.
UGCAGACUCACACACACACAAACAGAGACACACACACUCUGAGCUCCUCACACCAGCUGCUGUCUCUUUACUAACGGGACAACUUUAAACCUCCUGGAUACCACAGUGGACCCUCUGCUCAGUGUGAACACCCCGGACUGAGGACGUUCACUGCCGCUGAAAGGAUGAUAACGAUCGUGGGAGGAGGCCACGGCCGGAGGUGCAGCCCUCGCUAGAAUCCUACUUCUCUUCCAGUUCACCCCUUUACCAUCGCCCAGUGUUGCUGUCCACCCCACCCCAACCCGGCACCAUGGCCAACCACCUGGAGCUGAUCCAAGAGCUGCAGCAGCUGGACAAGGUGCCCAGUCUGGAGAGACUGCGGGCGGCCCAGAAGCGGCGCACCCAGCAGCUGAAGAGAUGGGCUGUGUAUGAGAAGGAGAUGCAAAACAAGAAGCGAAAGGCCGACAAGAAGGGACGCAUUGCCAACAGCCUCCAGCAAUCAGAGCCCAAGAAACACGUGUCGUUUGCCGCCAGCGUGGCCCUCCUGGAGGCUUCGGCCAGGAAUGAUCCAGAUGAAGUUCGUUACCUGCUGAGGAACAAUGUGAGUCCAGACCUCUGCAAUGAAGACGGCCUUACAGCUCUGCAUCAGGUAAGAUUAUCUCUUCUCAGUCUGCUUCAGCUCGAAUAG